Brassica napus (rape) is the source of this 1947-nucleotide messenger RNA. RefSeq lists its product as uncharacterized. Bases 234 to 1712 code for a protein of 492 amino acids. The record is from RefSeq and is a predicted model, not a curated record. Lineage: Eukaryota; Viridiplantae; Streptophyta; Magnoliopsida; Brassicales; Brassicaceae. Gene Ontology annotation, molecular function: acetylglucosaminyltransferase activity. The transcript is spliced from 5 exons.
UACUUCUGUGCAUUAAAAAAAUACAUUUUACAUUACUCCAUUACCCUCCCUAUGAUCGACCUUCAUUUUCUGCCGCCGCUACAACCGUCUAUAGAGACCGUGACCACCACUUUAAUGUCGCCACCGUCGUUGCAUUUAUACAUUUUGAGAUCUUUAUUUUAAUUCUCUAUAUAUAUAGGUACUAUACAAAAUAGUAUCCUUCUUCAUAUACAGCUCUUUUGACCCCUAAGGAAAUGUGUCUCUUUCGACCCUUAUGGAAAGCUUAUUCUUUAUCCUCUUAUUCUCCAAUUAUCUCGACCCGUAUGAUGAAUUGCAUACUACUUUCUGUUUUAAUUUCCUUUGUAUACCUUAUCGUCUCCCUUUCCGUAUCAAUGCUUCAGCCUAAAGACACUAUUAAUGCCUACUUCUCAUCUUCUCAAGAUCAACCUCAGAGCCUUACAGAGAUCGAUCACAUUGUCUUUGGGAUCGGAUCGAGCUUGAACUCGUGGCCUGCACGUAGAGAUUAUGUUAAGCUUUGGUGGGAUACUCAGAGAAUGAGAGGGUGUGUCUUUGUUGAUAGUCCUUUGUCGUCUUUGGAGAACAAUACAGAUUCUCAUCUUCUCCCUCCGAUUUGUGUUUCUGAAGAUACGUCACGGUUUAGAUACACUUGGGCAGGCGGUGACAGAAACGCGAUUCGGAUCGCGCGCUGUGUUUUAGAAACCGUAAGGAUGUUCAAUAACUCUGCAGAGGAAGUAAGAUGGUACGUGUUUGGAGAUGACGACACCAUAUUCAUCCCAGAAAACCUCGCAAGAACGCUCUCUAAAUACGACCACAUGUCAUGGUACUACAUAGGAGCUACCUCAGAGAUUUAUCAUCAGAACUGGUUGUUUGGAGACGACAUGGCGUUUGGCGGUGGAGGGGUAGCUUUAAGCAGCUCGUUGGCUAACGUCUUAGCUAAAAUUUUUGAUUCUUGUAUCGAACGGUAUCCACAUUUAUAUGGAGGAGACGCUAGAAUUCAUGCUUGUGUGCUUGAGCUUGGAGUUGGAUUGUCUCACGAACCUGGCUUCCAUCAGUUUGAUGUAAAUGGAAAUGCAUUGGGAAUAUUGACAUCACAUUCAACGAGACCGUUGGUGUCUCUACACCACAUGUCCCACAUUGACCCACUUUUCCCAAACUCAACUACUUUCUCCGCCAUCCAACACCUCUUCUCCGCCGUAGAACUUGAUCCUCUCCGUAUAUUUCAACUCUCCGUUUGCUACGACCGUCGGUACUCUUGGACCAUCUCUGUGUCCUGGGGAUAUACUGUUCAGAUUGAGAGUAGGCAUAUGUUUCUACGUGAUGUUUUGCGAACACAAGAAACGUUCCGACCAUGGCAAAAUUUCGGCGGGUUAGCAAGUGUGUACACAUUCAACACAAGAGAGUUUAAUCCUGAUCCUUGCAAAAGACCUGCCACUUUCUUCAUGGAACAUGUUUCUUCUACUCCCGAUGAUGGAACUAUUAAAAGUGUGUAUAAGCAAGCUUACGAGAAUUGCACGUAUGAUCCCAUUUCAUCGCCUCGCAAAACUGAAGAGGUUAGAGUGUUCUCGACAAGAUUCGAUCCCGAUAUCAGAAAAUUAAAGGCUCCGAGAAGACAGUGUUGUGAUAUUUUACCUACUUCUUCGACCGAUGGAAAAGUAAUGGAAAUUGGGAUUCGAGAGUGCAAAGAGGAUGAGCUCAUCUAUAUGAAUCCCUAGUAGCAGCGUUACUCUUUUUUUCUUUUUCUUUUUUGAGCAACAAACUGAUUUAUAUUGGGAGGCCUCACUGUAGAGAGAGCCCUAAUACCUUUAUACCCUCUUUUGUUUCAUUGCUAUCCAAAUUUUACCUAUAUCAUUGCAAAAUAGUUUCUUAUUAAUUAAUGUAUACUAAAAAUUAAACUGUCAAUCAGUUUGUUGCCUUUCAACUUUUGAGGUUUGUGGUUAGCUAUUUUCA